This is a messenger RNA of Closterium sp. Yama58-4, 807 nucleotides long. The record is from the annotation of a GenBank genome assembly. Lineage: Eukaryota; Viridiplantae; Streptophyta; Zygnematophyceae; Desmidiales; Closteriaceae.
AUGUUCAAUCUUUACCCCUCGCCGCCGGGGAAUCUUUCUCUCUCGAUCUCGCACCGGGAGAAAGGGUCUAAUAUGCCGAAGAACCGGGGUGCUGAUGCCGCCCUUUUGACUCCCCAAAAGCUAGCCGCCGCCCUGGCUGCUGCGUCUUCUUCUGCUGCGUCUGCCUCAGCAGGAGGGGCGGCAGGGAGGAGUGCAGCUGGCGCUACAGCCGGAGGGGCAGCAGCAGGGAGGGCUGUAGCGGGAGGGGCGGAUGUAGCAUGGGCGCGGUCGAUCAGGGCGUGGUGGGUUCGGCCGUUGCCGGCGCUACGGAGGUUGGAGCGGCACGACCUGUGUUUCCGACAGUUACGCUGGUUACCACCUGCGAGAACGCUGGAGGAGUUUCAUUCGCUGCUGAACGCUGUUGCUCCGGAAAAAUACGUGUCUCUGAUAGUGGUGCCAUUCGACGGCCGAGAUCUCAUCAACAACUGGCUCUGCCACAUCGACGGCUCUGGUGUCUCCAACAUCAUCCUCAUCGAUGAUUCAGGGUCAGGCGGCUAUUACACAGCAGACGACGCGGAGGAUUGGGAGGGGGAAGGGGAUAGUCUGUUUGGCCGCAGUAGCAGCAGUGGGGAUGGUAAUGGUGACGGAGUGGGUAAUCCUGGGGCUGUUACUGGCUACGGAGGGGAGGAAGAGGAGGAGGAGGAUGAGCUCCUCGUUCCUCGUUGUGCGAUCCUUGCCGUCGACCAUCGCCGCGUGGGGGCAGCUGGAAAAGUUUUGCGCGCGGACCCCGUUGCUGACCAACGUGCUUGCGGGCAGCAUGGUGGUUAA